AUGGAUAUUGAGCAGCAGAAGAAAGAGCAACAAAAACAGCAUCACAUACAACAACAACAACGAGAGCAACACCAAGCACGAGGAGAACAGCAAGAAGUCCAACCUCAACAGCCACAACAACAGAACAGAUGGAAAUCUUGGUGGAAUUCUUCUACUGGUGAUCACAUAGAUACAGGAAGAGCUACAGAGCAAUUUAGUGGAUCUGAGAGGAGUACAUUGGCAACAGGAUUUCAGGAUGGUGUGAAUGAAAAUAAUAACAAUAACGGCAUAUGGUCCAGAAUUGCCUCUUUUGCAACAUCAAGAUAUAGGAAAAUACCGAUUAUAGUCGAUGAUAACACCCGGUAUUCUCAACUGAACACAGCACAAAUCGAUUUCUUAGAAAAUGAGGCUAAGGAGGUUAUUUCAAAAAAAUCUAAAUCAUGGUGCUGGUACGAAGCAAUCCCAAAUGUAUCAACUUCAUCGAACAUAUUGGAUUCUACAGAUACUCCAGGGAUCAUUAGUGUAUUUGGCACGGGAUCAGCCAAGUGUCCAUUGCCAUUAAACAAGUAUCCCGGUGACAGAGGUAAUCCCGGAUAUGAUGUAUUCAUCAAUGAUUCUUUGAUCUUGCCAUCGAAUAACCCUGUGAAUUUUUUACAUGUGCAGCCACUGAGAACUAAGAUAUUCAAUACUAUUAAAAACUAUUAUAACUUCCCAAAUGAACAACAUCUAUACUUAAGACAAAAUAGGACAGCACUACUGAAGAAUAAAAGAGUUAUAAUAAUAUCUGUUGUGGGAGAUUUGCCGGAAAAGUAUGAGCAACGCUCAUUAGAAUCACAGAGGUCAGCAUACUAUCUUUCUAAAAAGCUGUCACAAAAUUUGAUGCAUGAAAAACCUGAGAAAGUUUUGACCCUAUCGUUCCAGUGUCCGCUGCAUAAUCAAGAUUUAAUACCCACGUACAAAGAGUGUGUGGAAUUACUAAACCAUUGGGCUCAUCUUUUUAAAGGAGUAGAUUCGAUUUUUUUUGUGGGUGUUUAUCACAGUGUGCCCUUGACUUUGUUAUUAGCCAAAUAUAUCGUACAGAAUAAUGAAGUUUUGGAGUUUGAUGAAAACACUACAGUGGGCGUAUUGAAUUUUCAGUCGUGUUUACAAGGAUAUCGAUUUUGGGACCAUAGUACUGAUUUCAGCAGUAACAGUUAUAACAAUCUAAGUUCAAAUUCAAAUAUUAACGAAAACGACAGUAAUGAUUAUGAUUCCAACAAUGAUUUCACAACAAAAAGUCAACAAAUCAAAGAAAAACUGUUAUUUCAGGGUAUUGAUAAAAGACAACAAGAUAUGCUAUCAAAAAUCAAAAAAUAUAGGCGAAUAGAUUCUAAUGAAUCCAAACUAGUUCAAGAUGCGUUGGACUGGCUCUUAUUUAAUUGGGAUUCGUUUCGGCUGACAUUUUUUGGUAAGCUUUAUGAUAAUUUUAUGACAAUCUCGGAAAAACUUGCUAUAGAUUAUAAUCAUCCCAAAAUCUUAAGAAAUUUAUGGUGUAAUGGGAAGUAUAUGGGUAUUGACCUAAAAAAUGCCAACAAUUUAAACCUCGAUACUGAUGAUGACCAGGGGAAUAGUAGCAUAGAUGAUAUCCAUGUAAGAACGCCUAAUUUUGAGUCAAGAUUGAAAAUUCCUACUGAUAGACUUUUUGAAAUAACAUUAUGGGAUAUUUUGAUGAUAACGGAAAAUCUAGGAUAUAAGCAGUUCAUCCCAAUAAUCAAUUUGCUAAGUCCUUUUUUUAUUUCAAGAUCAUUUAAUGAUUACACUUUGCCGCCUAAUAUAAGGAAACAAUAUCAAAACGGCACAAAAAUUUGGCUCCAAGAAAUGGACGAUAAAUGGAAAACCAAUGGCCAUCAAUUCAAUCACGAUCAAAGAGAGGGUGAAAAUGCCGGCUCGUCAUCAGAAUCAUUAUUACCAGAGAAUAUUACCACAGUAAAGGAUUUCUUACAGUUUGUGCACUAUCAAAACGAAAAGUCUUCGGAUUUCGUGAAGAUAUAUUCUGACAUUUAUGAUGAUGAUGAGGUCUAUAAAUGUUUUCUGUACAAUACAAGUUUCACGAAAAACCCAUUGAGUCCAAAGCAUUUGCGUUUAAACAUCGACCUCGAUACUCCUACCAGCAUUCUGAACACUGUCAAUCAGUAUGAUUUGGUGUGGAAAAUUCAUGAUUCCUUUUCCAAAUUAAUUCGGUUGAAAAAUUUACCUCAGCGAGGGUUACCAUAUUCGCUAAGGCUUUCCAUCUCAUUGAACUGUUUUCUGGACAGUAUCACAACUACGUCAGACCCUGUCUUUCAAAGGGACAAUGUGGAGGCUUUGCGAAGACUAACUGAAAUUUGGCGGACUUAUCAAGACUGGUCUCCGCCAACAAGGGGUUUGAAACACCUACGUGAUAUACUUAGCGUUUUAGCCAUGUAUGACAACCCUAAAAACUUGAUCAACGAUGUUCGACGUACAUAG
Saccharomyces mikatae IFO 1815 is the source of this 2466-nucleotide messenger RNA. It is a transcript of the gene CVM1, whose product is annotated as Cvm1p. The record is from RefSeq and is a predicted model, not a curated record. The transcript has a single exon. Bases 1 to 2466 code for a protein of 821 amino acids. Lineage: Eukaryota; Fungi; Ascomycota; Saccharomycetes; Saccharomycetales; Saccharomycetaceae.